AUGCCUUCAAUACAAAUUCUACUAGAACCAAAGUCAAUGAAAUACUACGCGAGAGAAGCGGCAAUGACAAUUCGUGAGCGAAUCAAGGCAAUGAAAUGGGAGGAUAUUCACCCAAAGCAUCACCUUGACACGAUUUUUAUGUUGAUUAACAGUUGUUAUUUGAUUCUUGGAGUAGCUUCAGUGGUGACUGGGAUUUGGUUGUUCAAAGAGAGAGACGAUUUCUUGGAGUUGACCCCAGCUGGAUAUGCUCCUUUAAGUAGUGCCGGCUUUUGUGUAUUCUCAGGCCUUGUCAUUUGCGUCAUCGUCAUUGUGGGCAUCUACGGUGUUAACGCGCAAAGCAAAAAGCUUAUAAUCACUUACAUCGUUUUUGUCGGUUUUCUCAUCACGAUCCAACUGGUUGUCGGCUUUUUCGGUUUUUACACAAAGCAAGGUGUUCGCGAGCAGAUUAAACAAGACAUGAAGCAACAUAUCAAAUUGCAAAGUAUUAAAACGAGAAAUGGGCAAGAGAUGAAUAUCACUCUGUCGUGGAGUCAUUUACAAAGAAGUCUUCAAUGCUGCGGCAUUGAUGGCCCAUCGGAUUGGCAUUUCAACAAUCGUUGGCCAAAAAAUCGUUAUGUGCCCGAUUCGUGUUGUAAAGAGGCGGCUUUUGAUCAUAUGGAAGCGGAUAUUCGUGGUUGUGGAAAACAUCCAAAUGCUCCAUAUAUUUAUCAAAAUGGUUGCUAUGAAGCGUUUGCUGAUUGGCUUUUCAUCAAUCAACAUAUCGUCUCUACAAAUUGUGCAGUACUCUUAAUUUUUGAGGCAGCUGUACUAGCCGUUUCUUGGCUAAUCUUUCAACGAAUCAAUGGCAUAAAAAAAGCGAAAUCUGAUCGGAAAAAGAGAAAAGAUUUAGUGACAAGAGCAAGAUCUGUUUCAGAAAGUGUCGCAAUAAUGGAUGUUGAUUUAAAAGAUGAAACAGCAUUGAUUAAUCAUCGGAUAAAAGACGAGAUUCAAAUGGAAGAGAAUGGGAACAGGACACUGCACGAUCUGGAGACAAAUGUGAGAAGUGAGAUUCCACCUGAAGAUCCAAUUGGGCAAAGA
Molecule: messenger RNA, 1077 nt
Organism: Mesorhabditis belari
Lineage: Eukaryota; Metazoa; Nematoda; Chromadorea; Rhabditida; Rhabditidae
Source: the annotation of a GenBank genome assembly